AUGAAAAGACGGCGACGACGUCUAGGCAGCGCAUCAACUCCGCAACCCUGCAUCCGUGCCACGACGGGGAUAUAUUGCAAUCAAUUAAGGCUGAACCUGACGGGACAUACUACGGUGUGCACUGCUGACACCCCGUCUUACUGUACCAACGUUGUUAGCGCCGUGAUCAAGACCAAUAUUAAUAGCGAGCAUCGGAUAGAUGCAACUCGCAAAUUAUCGCGCCGUGUCCCGCUUGAACGCGCCCGAUACCUCAGUGGGUGCCGCCCGGGCGGGUUAGCGCGCGAUGCUGCUUUUUGUCCUCGCGAUGUCGCGCGAUGUCACCUUGCAACCCCUUCGGAUAUUCCCGUCAGCCAGCUGGAGGGCACCCCAGUGGCUUGA
Histoplasma capsulatum G186AR is the source of this 378-nucleotide messenger RNA. RefSeq lists its product as uncharacterized. The record is from RefSeq and is a predicted model, not a curated record. The transcript has a single exon. Lineage: Eukaryota; Fungi; Ascomycota; Eurotiomycetes; Onygenales; Ajellomycetaceae. Bases 1 to 378 code for a protein of 125 amino acids.